CAGCUAGUCUCUUAAAUCUAAAAACAAUAAAAAAUUGCAUUGUAUUCUCCUAGCUUGCUUCACUCUAGUUGGUUGGCCUGGUCUCACUCACCCACUUCGUUUCUUUUCAUCGUUUCUCUGUGCAUCGUCGCUCUCUCUCUCUUCCUAAUAUCAGUACUAUUCUACUGCUACUACUCGUGAGCGUCGAAGUGGAGCGAGUUUGAUUUGCUUCUCUCUUAAUUCUCCUCUCCUGAAAUGUUGAUGAUAAGAACUGUAUUGCUCCGCGAGCUCAUUAUUCUCUUCUUCGUCUUCUUUUCUUCCUUCUCACUCGCUGACGAACUCACAGAGUCAGAGUCAGAUCGGCUUCAGCUUACCAACGACACAGCCGUAUACAAUGCUUCCCUCUCUAAACCCAGAGAAGGCAGUUUCGCUAAAAUCAUCGAUGAUGCUCUUCGGAUGGAGUUCCCCGAGAAUGAACAGAAUGACGUAGCUGAUUCUGGAAGCUUUAACAAUAGUGUAUCUGAGCAGCAGGCAGUUUUGGAAACUGUUGCCAGAGUUAAACCGAAGAAAAAUGACACAAAAGAGGAAAAGUCGUUUAAAUUCCAUGAUGUUUUUAAUUUGGAUAAUGAUAAUGGAGCUGAAGAUACCCCGAUGCUAAUAGAUAGAAAGGACAAUGUCUUCAUCAUAUCUAACUUCAAAUCAAAAUAUCCAGUGCUGCAGCUAGACUUGAGAUUGAUAUCAGAUUUGGUUGUCGUCAUUGUGUCCGCAACUUGUGGUGGCAUUGCAUUCGCUUGUGCUGGACAACCGGUCAUCACUGGAUAUUUGCUAGCAGGGUCUGUUAUUGGGCCUGGAGGGUUCAGCUUUGUCAGUGAAAUGGUGCAAGUUGAGACUGUGGCUCAGUUUGGUGUUAUUUUCCUUCUUUUUGCAUUGGGCCUUGAGUUCUCAACAACAAAACUUCGAGUUGUUCGAGCAGUUGCUGUUCUUGGAGGUCUACUCCAAAUUGUUUUAUUUAUGUUCUUAUGUGGAAUUACAGCCAUGUUAUGUGGUGGUAAACCUUCAGAUGGUGUAUUUGUUGGCGCAUUCCUGUCAAUGUCUUCAACAGCAGUGGUUCUGAAGUUUCUGAUGGAAAAGAAUUCUACUAAUGCCCUUCAUGGUCAAGUCACCAUUGGCACCCUUAUUCUGCAGGACUGUGCUGUUGGUUUGCUGUUUGCUUUACUUCCAGUUCUUGGUGGAACUUCUGGCGUUCUUCAAGGAGUGAUAUCCGUGACUAGAUUGUUGGUAGUGUUGGUGGCAUUUUUGGCUGUUUUAUCAAUAUUAUCCCAUACUUGUGUUCCUUGGUUUCUUAAACUGAUGAUGAGCCUCUCGUCACAGACAAAUGAGCUCUAUCAAUUGGCAUCAGUAGCAUUCUGCUUGCUAAUAGCCUGGUGUAGUGAUAAGCUGGGCCUAAGUUUAGAGUUGGGUUCAUUUGCUGCUGGGGUGAUGAUAUCAACAACUGACCUUGCACAACAUACACUAGAACAGAUAGAACCAAUUCGUAAUUUUUUUGCUGCUCUUUUCCUUGCCAGCAUUGGGAUGCUGAUAAAUGUUCAUUUUCUCUGGAACCAUGUCGAUAUAUUGGUAGCAUCUGUCAUACUAGUCAUAAUCAUAAAGACAACCAUAAUUACUACAGUUGUGAAGGGAUUUGGUUACAAUAACAAGACUGCACUGCUUGUUGGGAUGUCUCUUGCACAAAUUGGGGAGUUUGCUUUUGUUCUUCUCAGCCGUGCUUCUAAUCUUCACCUCGUUGAGGGAAAGCUUUACCUACUUCUUCUUGGAACAACCGCUCUUAGUCUGGUAACAACUCCUCUGCUUUUUAAACUAAUUCCGGCUGUGGCACAUCUUGGAGUGCUGUUACGGUGGUUCCCACCUGAUAGUUCUGUUGAGGUGGGAUUUAAAGGAGAAAAUUUCCGAUCGGACAGUGGUAAACAACGGAUUACUCUAAUCGUUCAAGCACCUCAUGAUUCGUGAGCUUUGUAUAUAUAUCUAUAUCUAUAUAUAUGCUGUGCUCUAGCCUGUUUCUCCCAGUUGUGCAGUUGAAACAGAGCUUUGUAAACAGCGGAUUGAUGGAAUUUUUUUUCUGUUGUAACCAAACUAUUACCAAAUCAAGCGUCGGAAACACCACAUUGAAGAGGUAACCUAACUGCUUAAGGAGUGACACAAAGCUUUUACGUAUGACUUAUGCUAAUCAUUCUUAUCUUCCCUACAACACGUUUCCCCCUAUUUGUACCAUAGUUGAAGUCAGUCUUGUAAUUUACUCCUACCUGACAUUUAAUGAAAUUGUAAAAUUACCUUCUGUUCCGUUGUUUUUUCCCUUUUUCAUCAUGUUCAAAGAACUCAAACCAUAUAUGAAAUCAAUUUUGACCAAUAUUAAUAUUA
Molecule: messenger RNA, 2394 nt
Organism: Jatropha curcas
Lineage: Eukaryota; Viridiplantae; Streptophyta; Magnoliopsida; Malpighiales; Euphorbiaceae
Gene: KEA6
Product: K+ efflux antiporter 6
Biological process (GO): potassium ion transmembrane transport; proton transmembrane transport
Cellular component (GO): membrane
Molecular function (GO): potassium:proton antiporter activity
Source: RefSeq, a predicted model, not a curated record